AACCAAAGAUCUCAAAGAUUUUGAUGAGUAGUUUUGAUGAGUUGGAUGAGUUAGAGAAGAAUAUAUUUCUUGACAUAGCGUGUCUCUUCAAAGGGGACUUCAAGGAAGAAGUAGAAGAAGUUUUAAGUUGCUUGUAUAAGGGUGCAACGUGUGGAAUAAACAAUUUGCUAGACAAGUGUCUACUUCAUAUGGAUUCUGAUGGGCGGAUUUCUAUGCAUGAUAUGCUUGAAGAGAUGGGGAAGGGCAUUGUUCACCGAGAAUCUAAGAAUCCUAGAAAGUGCAAUAGGUUAUGGAGUCUCGAAGACAUGAGCCAAGUGUUCAAAUAUAAUAAAGUGAAUAAAUCAAUUGAAGGAAUAAAACUUUUCGUUUAUCGAAUUGAAGACCUGCUGUUAUUAUGUUCGGGCUUUGAGAAUAUGCAUAAUCUUAGAUGUAUCAUCCUUUAUACUUGUCCUUCGUUCUUGUUUCAACAACUUGCCGUAGACAAAGUUGAUAGUGUAUCUUUUUCUGAUGAGCUAAGGUAUCUUCGUUGGGAAUUUUGUCCCUUGAAAUCCUUAUCAUCAAAUUUUAAUCCAAAGAAUCUUGUUGUGUUGAAACUAAGUGAUAGCUACAUAGAACAACUUUGGAAGGAAGAUCAUCAGGAUCUUGAUAAUUUAAGGUCAAUUGACCUUUCUGAUUGCAAGAGACUAAGGAAGAUCCCUAAUCUAUCAGGAGCCAUCAACCUUCAAACCCUUUGCUGCAAUGGAUGUGAAAAUUUGGUUGAACUAUCUUCUCUCAAUCAAUUGACAUCUCUUCAACGUCUUGACCUUUCUCAUUGCAAGAGUCUAAGGAAGAUCCCUAAUCUAUCGGGAGCCGUCAACCUUCAAAGCCUUUGCUGCCAUAGGUGUGAAAAUUUGAUUGAACUACCUUGCGUCAAUCAGUUGACAUCUCUUCAAAGCCUUGACCUUUCUCAUUGCAAGAGUCUAAGGAAGAUCCCUAAUCUUUCAGGAGUCAUCAACCUUCAAAGCCUUUGCUGCUAUAGGUGUGAAAAUUUGAUUGAACUACCUUGCCUCAAUCAUUUGGUAUUUCUUGAAAGCCUUGAACUUUCUCAUUGCAAGAGUCUAAGGAAGAUCUCUAAUCUAUCAGGAGCCAUCAACCUUCAAAGCAUUUUCUUCUGUGGGUGUGAAAAUCUGGUUGAACUACCUUGCCUCAAUCAUUUGGAAUCUCUUAAACGCCUUGACCUGUCUUGUUGCAAUAAUUUAAGGAAGAUUCCUAAUCUAUCCGGAGUUAUCAACCUUCAAAGCCUUUGCUUCAAUGGGUGUGAAAAUUUGGUUGAACUACCAUGCCUCAAUCAUUUGACAUCUCUUAAAGAGCUAGAAUUGAAGGGAUGUCAUAAUCUCAAGAAGUUUGCUGAGCUCCCAAAUCAUUUUUCUGAGUUACGUUUAAGAUACACUGAAAUCGAAGAAGUGCCGGAUUCAAAUCGACUUCUUAUAAUGUUGAGAAGAGAGUCAAGGAUAGAAAAUGUAUCAAGCAGUAUUUCAAAGUUGGAAUCCCUUCGCGUUUUGGAUCUUGAGGGUUGCGAAAGGCUUACAACACUCUCAGGGCUUCCACGAUAUCUGUGGUGCUUGGUUGCAAAUAAUUGCACAUCAUUGGAAAAAAUAUCCUUCACCGAUUAUAAUUCCAAUUCAUUCCAUUCUUUACAUGAUUGUGAUGAUACUCCUCGUGAUGAAAAGGUUUCCAUGUCAUUCCUUAAUUGCACAAGAUUGAAUCAAGAUUCAAUUAAAAACAUUGGGACAAAUGCGAUGCUUCAAAUUCAAUCCCUAGCACAGAGAUGGGCAAGGAGGAAAGGGAGGGGUUCUUUUCCAAAUCAAUUGUUAUGUAGUUUCCCAGGAAAUGAAGUUUCAGAAAAUGAGUUUGAGAAUCGAAGCGUGAGUUCUUGGAUAAAUUUAAAGAUAGCCCCAAAUGGGUGUAGCAGGAGCAGAUUCUUGACUUUUGCUAUCUGCUUUGUGGCUAAUCUCUCAGAUACAUACAGAAAUGUUGAAUUUAUCUGUAAAUACCAACUGACAGCCGCCAGUGGCGAAAAGUUCAUGAGUGAGUGUCGCGUUUCUAAGAGAUGGGACAAGAUCUUCAGUUAUCAUGUGUUCAUUGUGUUUAAUCAGGAUAUGAUCAUAAGAGACAAUUAUUACGAGGAAGCAUCAUUUGAGUUCUACAUCAGAAAUCGUGGCAGAGAAAUUAAAGUGAAGGAAUGUGGUGUUCAUGUAUUUUAUGUGGAUGAAGAGAGUUAUAGCAUUAGUGAUACAUCCAACCAGAAUUUUGAUUCUCAAGAAGAAACAAGGUUUAGCUUUAUUGGUGGUGAAGAUGGGGAUAGAGGGCCUAAAAGAUUGAAAUAUUUUCACUUCUUUUAAUCUUUGUGUAUGCAGAUGCGAGAUGGCAAUAAUGCCAUUGUCAUCCAAAUGCAUUGGAGGCAGUGGUGGUUUUUUAAUUCAUAGAAUCAGUGGUGGACUUGAUUCAGCUCCAUUGGUUUCAUGCCAUGGAUUGGGCAGUAAGUAAAUAUUAACAGCUUUGGAGUUACCAUCAAAAUCGGAUGCUCAAAAGCGUUAGACUUGAAUGCUUGUUGGAAGAAUCGGAGGGAUUGCAGCAGAAAGAAAAGUCGAGGGAUUCUACUGUAGCGUGGGAGGCUUGGCCUUGCACUUCAUGAUUUCGGUCACUAUUGCGGUUCGGGCUUCAAACCCAGUAUUUAGAGACAUGUUAGAGUGAUUUCCAUCACAAUUUUGUCCCACUAGAAGACCUUCACUAUGGGAUGACACACCAAUCACCAUUUGCCUGUGAAAUUAAAGUUAUAUUUUCAAUGAUGAAUUAUACUCAUACCUAUUUAAUUAUCAA
This is a messenger RNA of Hibiscus syriacus, 2859 nucleotides long. RefSeq names its product disease resistance protein TAO1-like. Gene Ontology annotation, molecular function: protein binding. Gene Ontology annotation, biological process: defense response. Bases 24 to 2381 code for a protein of 785 amino acids. The record is from RefSeq and is a predicted model, not a curated record. NCBI's taxonomy places the organism in Eukaryota, Viridiplantae, Streptophyta, Magnoliopsida, Malvales, Malvaceae. The transcript is spliced from 6 exons.